Dictyostelium discoideum AX4 is the source of this 4146-nucleotide messenger RNA. RefSeq lists its product as hypothetical. Bases 1 to 4146 code for a protein of 1381 amino acids. The record is from RefSeq and is a predicted model, not a curated record. NCBI's taxonomy places the organism in Eukaryota, Evosea, Eumycetozoa, Dictyosteliales, Dictyosteliaceae. The transcript has 2 exons.
AUGGAUAAUAACAACAAUAAUAAUAGUAAUAAUAACAGUAAUAGUAAAAUUGGUAAUGAAAUUCCUAAUAAUAAAAAUAAAAGAAAAUUUGAAAAUGAAGAAACAAUUGAGAGUGAUGAUUUUGAUCAAAGUUAUUCCAUAGAUGACGAUUAUGAUGAAAAUUUAAAUAAUAAUUAUAGAAAUAACUAUAAUAAUAAUACCUAUAAUAAUAAUACUUAUAAUAAUAAUAGCAAUAUUAAUAAUAAUAAUAAUAAUAAUAAUAAUAUUAAUAAUAGUAAUAAUAAUAAUAAUAAUAUUAAUAAUAAUAAUAAUAAUAAUAAUAAUAAUUAUAAUAAUAAUAAUAUUAACAAUAAUAAUAGCUACAGCAAAAGUGGCAACCAAAAUAAUAAUAAUUUCAAUGAUAACAGCAAUAAUAAUAAUAAUAGUAAUAAUAAUAAUAAUAAUAAUAAUAAUAAUAAUAAUAAUAAUAAUAAUAAUAAUAAUAAUAUUAAUAAUAUUAACUUUAAUAAUAAUAAUUCCAAAGGAGAAAUAAAAAGAGUUGGCAAAAAAAGAGGUGCUUCUUGGAAUGAUAAACAAAGUGAUGAGUUGUGGAAUUUAUUUCACGAGUUAUAUGCAAGCGGAGCAUAUAAAUCAAACCAAGCCAUUGCCAAACAUAUCCAUUCAAUGCAAAUUUUUCCAAGCCACUUUUCAUGUGAACAGGUUUAUGAUAAAAUUACAAACUUAAAAAAGAAAGCCAACAAAAAUAAAGAUAAACCUCCAAAAUUACCAAAACCUUCCAAACCCUCAAAAUAUAAUUUAAAUAAUAUUAUUGAAAAUAAUUUUAAUAAUAAUAAUAAUAAUAAUUUUAACAAUUCAAGUAAUAGUAAUAAUAAUAAUAAUAAUAAUAAUAAUAAUAAUAAUAAUAAUAAUAAUAAUAAUAGUAAUAAUAAUGACUUUUCUUAUGAUGAUUCACCGCCAUUAAAUCAAAAGAGAAAGGAACCACGUACUUCAAUUGAAAUUUCAAGUAAUUUCAAUGCACCAAGUAUGAGUCCAAUUGUUAAUUCACCAGCUUCUUCCUCCUCUUCCUCUCCAAAUAAUAUUAGAUUCAAUAAUAAUAAUAAUAAUAAUAAUAAUAAUAAUAAUAAUAAUAAUAAUAAUAAUAAUAAUAAUAAUAAUAAUAAUAAUAUAAAUAAUAAUAUAAACAAUAGUAAUUUAAAUAAUAAUAAUAAUAAUAAUAAUAAUAAUAAUAAUAAUAAUAAUAAUAAUAAUAAUAAUAAUAAUAAUAAUAAUAAUAAUAAUAAUAAUAAUAUAAAUAAUAAUAAUUUCCAAAACAAUAGAAAUAGCAAUUGUAGAUCAAAUCAUAAUGAUGAUUUCAAUUAUCAUACCCAAAACAAUAAUGGCAAUAAUAAUUAUAAUAGCUAUAAUAAUAGUAAUAGUAAUAGUAAUAGUAAUAGUAAUAGUAAUAUUAAUAGUAAUAGUAAUAGUAAUAGUAAUAGUAAUAGUAAUAGUAAUAGUAAUAGUAAUAAUAGUAAUAGUAAUAAUAAUAAUAAUAACAAUACCAAUAAUAAUAACAAUAAUAAUAAUAGUAAUGAAUGUAGUGAUUGCGCAGAAUUAAAAGUUAUUAAUAGAGUGUAUUCUGACCAAAUUGAAAGUCUUGAGGAUACAAUUAAACAACUGAGAGAGAAAAUAAAACAACAAGCAAGAUUACUUGAAGGUCAAUCUCAAAUAAAUGAUAACCCUACAAUAACCAUCACAACUUCCACUUUUUCAACUAUUGAUAAACCUAAUAAUACUUUUAUUAAUAAUGAUAAUAAUAUUAUCAAUAGAAUCAAUAAUAAUAAAGAAGAUAAUAAUAAAGAGGAAGAGGCAGGAGCAGAAGAAGAAACAGAAAGAGAAGAUAUAAUGGAGAACAUUGAAAGUAAAAAUACCACCAGUAAUAGUGCAAAUAAACAAUGUAACAUUAAUGAUAGUGAUAACGAUAACGAUAACGAUAUUGACAAUAAUAAAAAUAAAAAUAAAAAUAAUAAUAAUAAUAAUAAUAAUAAUAAUAAUAAUAAAAAUAAUAAUAUUGUUGAUAAUGAAAUACAUGAUGAUAACGAAAAAAAGGAAUUAUCUGUUUCCACAUCAAAUAAACCAAUAAUGAAUAGAAAUGACUUUAAUGAAGAUUAUUUUAUUGAUGAAAUUGAUAAUGGUUAUUUAAAUAAUGAUUGUAAUAAUGGUAAAAAUGCAAAUAGCAACAACAAUAGAAACAACCACCACCGCCAUCAUAAUUCCCACAAUCCUCAUAACCGUAGAAAUAGUCAUAUAAAUCAACAAGGUGACAAUGAAAAUGGUAAUAAUGAUAGAGAUGAUGAUGCUGAUGAUGAUGAUGACGAUGGCGAUGAUGAUAAUAAUAAUAAUAAUAAUAAUAAUAAUAAUAGUAAUAAUAAUUAUGAUAAUGAUAGUUUUGGAGGAUAUAAUUUAGAUAGUGAUUUUGAAGAUGAUGAAAAGGAUGAAGAUUCAGAUUAUGAAAAUGGUGUUUCAUUAUCAAAUGUGAGUUUAAAAAGAAAGAGAAAAAAUAGACAUACUUACAAUAUAAUUUCACCAGAUCAAUCACCAGAUCGAUCACCAUCACCUUUGACUACAACUGCAUCAUUUUCAACAAUAUUUUCAUCUUCACCAUCACCAUCAAAAAAAGUUGACAGGAGAAAAGUUUGGACAGAUGAAGAGUUUGAAGAAUUGAGGCAAAUUUAUUUUAAGGUUUUACAAUUUGGUUUCACAAGCGAUGUAAAACUUUAUUCUCAAAUUUAUAAAAUAACCUCAAACAAUACCCUCUUAAAACAUUUUUCAGAUAGUCAAGUCUUUUCAAAACUUAGAAAUGCUAAACAUAGAAAUUUUUUAGAAAAUCCAAAAAAUAAAUUAUUUAAUGAUAACAAUUUUUCAACACCAAAAAAUGAUACAACUACAGAAUCACCAAUUAAAGCUGUACCAAGAACGCUCAAUACUACAAAUACACCAAUUAAAGCUUCCCCAAAAACUCCCAAUCAAACUCCCAAUAAGGAACAACAACAACAACAACAACAACAACAACAACAACAACAACAACAACAACAACAACAACAACAACAACAACAACAACAACAACAACAACAACAACAACAACAACAAAAAUCACCUCUUCAACAAACAAUACAAACACAUCAACCACAAAUGCAACCAAUACAAGUACAACAAAUACAAUUACAACAACAACUACAACAACAACAACAACUACUACAACAACAACGACUAUUACAAGCACAACAACAACAACAACAACCACAACAACAACAACAACAACAACAACAACAACAACAACAACAACAACAACAACAACAACAACAACAACAACCACAACCACAACCACAACCAAUUAUAACACAACCUCAAAAAUCACCACAACAAACUAAUACCACUUUACCAACCCAAAACUCACCAUUUGGGCAUACCUUGACCAAUACUAUUUAUAACUCUAAUACAAGUAAUAAUAGUUUAAAUAGUUUUUUCAAUAGUAUAUUAAAUAGUCAAACACCAACCACAGGAUCUAAUUUGGGAUAUAUUCAAAAAUUAAGAGAUCAAAUUAGAUUAUUGGAAGAAGAUAAUGAAAAAUUAAGUCAAAGAGAAAAGGAAAGGGACAAAAAAGAAAAAGAAAGAUUAGAAAAGGAAAAACUGGAAGAGGAGAAAAAAAUAAAAAUAAAACUUGAAGGUGAUAACAAUAAUAACAAUAAUAAUAAUAAUAAUAAAAAAAUUAAUGAAUUAAUAAAUAAUAAUAAUAAUAAUAAUAAUAAUAAUAAUAAUAAUAAUAAUAAUAAUAAUCAAAAUGUAGUAUCACCAUAUUAUAAUGAAGAUAAUGAUAGAAUAAUAUCAAUCAACUCUGCUGUUAUUAUUCGAUCUCAACACAAUGAUGAUUUUUAUCUAGUCUUCCCCUCAUAUGGUCCAAACAUAAAGAUUAAAUUCAUUAAAAUUGUAAAUAAUCGUUAUCAAGUGGAAGUAACAUCAACAAAUGGUAAUAGUUUGGAUUGUACUUCUCUUUAUUAUAUAAAGUGUUGGGAGGGUUAUGAAGAUCCAACUAUGUGUAUUAUCAAGCACAGCAACUUGGAACAUAAAGCUUUGGUAUUUAAAAAAUCCUUACCAGUUUAUAAUCUUUAA